AUGUCCGCUGUUGUCCCAACUUGUCCAGUCACGCAUCCACUUGAAGCAGUCGGUGAUCGUUUAGUCACUUUAGAACUGCAAGAUGGUGUCACUUUACAAGGUUACUCCUUUGGUGCUGAAAAACCUGCCGCUGGUGAAUUAGUCUUUCAAACUGGUAUGGUCGGCUACCCUGAAUCCUUAACUGAUCCAUCCUAUGAAGGUCAAAUUUUAGUCAUUACUUAUCCUUUGGUUGGUAACUAUGGUGUUCCAGAUAUGACUUUAGAAGAUGAACUAGUCGCCGGUUUACCAAGAUAUUUUGAAAGUAAUAGAAUUCAUAUUGCUGGUUUAGUUGUGUCUCAUUAUACUGAAGCUUACUCUCAUUAUUUAGCUAAUUCAUCCUUAUCUCAAUGGUUAAAGAGAGAAGGUAUUCCAGCUAUCUAUGGUGUCGAUACAAGAAACUUAACUAAACAUUUAAGAAACUCUGGUUCUAUGUUAGGUAGAUUGGCCUUACAAAAAGCUAAUGCUAAUUUAGAGGAAGCUACUACUGAAAACUGGAAAUCUUGUUUCGAUGUUCCAGAAUGGAUUAAUCCAAACGCUGAUAAUUUGGUUGCCAAGGUAUCCACUAAAGAACCAAAAUUGUACACUCCACCAACAGAUAACAAACAAGUCAAUAUUCAAACUGGCCCAGAUGGUAAGGUUCUAAGAAUUGUUGCUAUCGACGUUGGUAUCAAAUAUAAUCAAAUCCGUUGUUUCAUUAAAAGAGGUGUUGAACUUAAAGUCGUUCCAUGGGAUUAUGAUUUUACUACAGAAGAAUAUGAUGGUCUGUUCAUCUCUAACGGUCCAGGUGAUCCAUCCAUUCUUAAUGAUGUUGCUAAGAGACUUGAUUCUGUUGUUCAAGCUAAAAAGACUCCAAUUUUUGGUAUCUGUUUCGGUCAUCAAUUGUUGGCUAGAUCCACAGGUGCUCAAACUUCUAAGAUGAUCUUCGGUAACCGUGGUCAAAAUAUCCCAUGUACAUCUACUAUUAGUGGUCGUUGUUACAUUACAUCACAAAAUCAUGGUUUCGCCGUUGAUGUUGAAACUCUAGGAGAAAAUUGGGAACCAUUAUUCGUUAAUGCCAACGAUGGUUCUAAUGAAGGUAUCUACCAUAAGGAAUUACCAUAUUUCUCUGUUCAAUUCCAUCCGGAAUCUACCCCUGGUCCAAGAGAUACAGAAUUUUUGUUCGAUGUCUUUAUAAAUGCUGUUAAAGAAUUCAAGGAAACUAAGAUUCUAAAACCAAUUGCUUUCCCAGGUGGUCUAGUGAAGGACAACUUAGAAGCUCACCCAAGAUUACAACCAAAGAAGGUCCUUGUUUUAGGUUCUGGUGGUUUAUCCAUUGGUCAAGCUGGUGAAUUCGAUUACUCCGGUUCUCAAGCCAUUAAAGCUUUAAAAGAAGAAGGUAUUUACACUAUUUUAAUAAAUCCAAAUAUUGCUACAAUUCAAACGUCAAAGGGUUUGGCUGAUAAAGUUUACUUCUUACCAGUCACUACUGAAUUCGUUAGAAAGGUUAUCUUACAUGAACGUCCUGAUGCUAUCUAUGUAACAUUUGGUGGUCAAACAGCUCUAUCUGUUGGUAUUGAAAUGAAAGAUGAAUUUGAAUCUCUAGGUGUCCAGGUAUUGGGUACUCAAAUUGAUACUAUUAUAACAACUGAAGAUCGUGAAUUAUUCGCCAGAGCUAUCGAUGAAAUUAAUGAAAAAUGUGCUAAAUCUGAAGCUGCUAAUUCUGUUGAGGAAGCUUUGUCUGCAGUCAAGAGAAUUGGGUUCCCAGUUAUUGUGCGUGCGGCUUACGCCCUUGGUGGUCUAGGUUCUGGUUUCGCUAAUAAUGAAAAGGAAUUAGUAGAUCUUUGUAACGUUGCGUUUGCUUCUUCUCCUCAGGUCCUAGUUGAAAGAUCCAUGAAGGGUUGGAAAGAAGUUGAAUAUGAAGUUGUUCGUGAUGCUUUCGACAACUGUAUUACCGUUUGUAACAUGGAAAACUUCGAUCCAUUAGGUAUCCACACUGGUGAUUCUAUUGUUGUUGCUCCAUCCCAAACUCUAUCUGAUGCUGAUUAUAACAUGUUAAGAACGACUGCUGUUAAUGUUAUUAGACACCUUGGUGUUGUUGGUGAAUGUAACAUUCAAUACGCUCUAAAUCCAUUUUCUCAAGAAUACUGUAUUAUUGAAGUUAAUGCAAGAUUAUCUCGUUCCUCCGCUUUGGCUUCAAAGGCUACUGGUUACCCAUUGGCUUACACUGCUGCAAAGUUAGGUUUAAAUAUUCCAUUAGACAAGGUCAAGAACUCUAUUACUCAAUCUACUUGUGCUUGUUUCGAACCAUCUCUAGAUUACUGUGUUGUUAAGAUGCCAAGAUGGGAUUUGAAGAAGUUCUCUAGAGUAUCCACUGAAUUAUCUUCUUCCAUGAAAUCUGUUGGUGAAGUUAUGAGUAUAGGUAGAACUUUCGAGGAAGCUAUCCAAAAGGCUAUUAGAUCUACUGAAUAUGUUAAUUUAGGUUUUAACGAAACUGAAUUGGAAAUUGAUAUUGAUCAUGAACUAUUAAAUCCAUCCGAUCUAAGAAUUUUCGCAAUUGCUAAUGCUUUCAGUCAAUUAGGUUAUUCUGUUGAUAAGGUUUGGGAAAUGACAAACAUUGAUAAAUGGUUCUUACAAAAGCUAUAUGACUUGAUUUCUUUCGGUAAAAAAAUUACUGCUAUUGGUGCCAUUGAAGAUCUUCCAGGUGAUCUAUUGAGAGAAGCUAAACAAUGUGGUUUUGAUGAUAGACAGAUCGCCAAAUUCCUAAGCUCUAAUGAAGUUGCUAUUCGUCGUUUGAGAAAAGAAUUAGGUAUUACACCAUUUGUUAAACAAAUUGAUACUGUUGCAGCCGAAUUCCCAGCUCACACAAACUACUUAUAUAUGACAUACAAUGCUUCUGCUCAUGAUUUAACUUUCGAGGACAACGGUGUUAUGGUUCUAGGUUCUGGUGUUUACCGUAUUGGUUCUUCCGUUGAAUUUGAUUGGUGUGCUGUUACUGCUGUUAGAACUCUACGUGCUAACAACUACAAGACUAUUAUGAUUAAUUACAACCCAGAAACUGUUUCUACUGAUUAUGACGAAGCUGAUAGAUUGUAUUUUGAAACUAUCAACCUUGAAAGAAUCCUAGAUAUUUACGAAAUUGAAAACUCUCAAGGUGUGGUUGUUUCUAUGGGUGGUCAAACUUCUAACAAUAUUGCAAUGACUCUACACCGUGAAAACGUUAAGAUCCUGGGUACUUCUCCAGAUAUGAUCGACUCUGCUGAAAAUCGUUACAAGUUCUCUCGUAUGUUGGAUCAAAUUGGUGUUGAUCAACCUGCUUGGAAAGAAUUGACAUCCAUGGAUGAAGCAGGUGGUUUUGCCGAAAAAGUUGGUUAUCCAGUCUUAGUACGUCCAUCUUAUGUUUUAUCUGGUGCUGCUAUGAACACUGUCUACUCAAAGAAUGAUCUGGAAUCCUAUCUAAGACAAGCCGUUGAAGUUUCUCGUGAUUAUCCUGUUGUUAUUACCAAAUAUAUUGAAAACGCUAAAGAAAUUGAAAUGGAUGCUGUCGCAAGAAAUGGUGAAUUAGUUAUGCAUGUUGUUUCUGAACAUGUUGAAAAUGCAGGUGUCCAUUCCGGUGAUGCUACUUUAAUUGUUCCUCCACAGGAUUUGGCUAAGGAAACUGUUGACAGAAUUGUUGUUGCUACAGCUAAAAUUGGGAAGGCCUUAAAGAUUACUGGUCCAUAUAAUAUUCAAUUUAUUGCUAAGGAUAAUGAAAUCAAGGUUAUUGAAUGUAAUGUUCGUGCUUCUCGUUCCUUCCCAUUCAUUUCAAAGGUGGUUGGUGUUAACUUAAUUGAAUUAGCUACAAAGGCUAUCAUGGGUCUACCAUUUGAUCCUUAUCCAGUUGAAAAACUACCAGAUGACUACGUCGCUGUUAAGGUUCCACAAUUUUCUUUCCCACGUCUUGCUGGUGCAGAUCCUGUUUUGGGUGUCGAAAUGGCAUCCACUGGUGAAGUUGCUACUUUUGGUCACUCUAAAUAUGAGGCCUAUCUAAAGUCCUUAUUGGCUACUGGUUUCAAGCUUCCAAAGAAGAAUAUCUUGUUGUCCAUUGGUUCCUUUAAAGAAAAACAAGAAUUGUUGCCAUCCAUCCAAAAGCUAUACAACAUGGGUUAUAAACUAUUUGCUACUGCUGGUACAGCCGAUUUUAUUACUGAACACAACAUGUCUGUUCAAUACUUAGAACUUCUAAAUCAAGAUGAUGAUGAAAAGGCAGAAUAUUCAUUGACUCAACAUUUGGCUAACAAUAAUAUUGAUCUUUACAUUAACUUACCUUCCGCUAAUAGAUUCCGUCGUCCUGCUUCUUACGUUUCUAAGGGUUACCAAACACGUCGUAUGGCUGUUGAUUACUCUGUUCCACUGGUUACUAAUGUUAAAUGUGCUAAAUUAUUAAUUGAAGCAAUUUCAAGACACUUGAAACUAGACGUAUCAGAACGUGAUGCUCAAACAUCUCACAGAACAGUCACCAUUCCAGGUUUGAUUAACAUUGCUACUUAUGUUCCAAAUGUUUCAAAUAUCGUUGAUGGUCCAAAAGAAUUAAAAGAAACAAGUCGUUUAUUCCUAGAAUCUGGUUUUACUUAUUGUCAAAUUAUGCCAAGAGCAUUCAGAGGUCCAGUCAUCACUGAUAGUAUUUCUUUGAGAGCUGCUCUUUCUGCCUCAACUGGUGCAUCAUACACUGAUUUUGGCUUAACUGUCGCUGGUACCCCAAACAAUAUCGAUCUUGUAGGUCAAACUGCCUCUGAAGUAAGUGCAUUGUUCCUUCCAUACCAUGAAUUGAAAAAUAAGGUUUCUGAAGUCAGUAAAUUAUUGCAAAACUGGCCAACUGAUAAACAAAUUAUUGCUGAGGCCAAGACUUCCGAACUUGCAUCUAUUCUGCUAUUAGCUUCCCUACAAAAUAGAUCCAUUCAUAUUACCGGUGUUUCUAACAAAGAAGAUUUAGCCUUAAUUAAAACUGUUAAAGAAAAGGAUGCGAGAGUUACUUGUGAUGUUAACGUUUAUUCUCUAUUUAUUUCUCAAGAACAAUAUCCAGAGGGUGUCUUCCUACCAACUGAUGAAGAUCAAGAAUUCUUCUGGGAAAACCUUGAAUCCAUCGAUGCUUUCUCUAUUGGUUCUCUACCAACUAACUUAGCUGCAAUUACUGGUCACAAAAUUGAGAUUGGUUUGGGUAUUAAGGAUGCCUUACCACUGUUACUAACUGCUGUUCAUGAAGGUAAAUUAAGUGUUGCUGAUAUUGUCUUACGUUUACAUGAUAAUCCAAUCAAGAUCUUUAACCUACCAGAACAAGAUGCUGUUAUUGAAAUUGACUUAGAUUAUGUCGUUGCUGAUACAAAGAGAUGGUCUCCACAUUCUGGUUCUUCAUUAUCUGGUGGUAUUGAACGUGUUAUUGUCAAGGAUGAAACCGUUGUUUUAAGUGGUGAAUUGGUUGACGAAAAACCAACUGGUAUUCACGUUAUAGUGGGUACAUCUAGUGUUGCCCCAACUGUUGUUGAAGCCCAAAAGACUAUCGGAUUUAUGAAAGAUAAAAGAUUCUCAUUUUCUGCUGAAAGACCAAAGAUUUUCGAUAGUGUUGAAUCUGCCGAAGAUGCUAUUGUUGAACCACCUACUCUAGAACAAAGAUUGAUGUCUUCUAAACCUCCAAGAGAAUUAACAGCACCAACUGCUUUAGAAAAUUUAAUCCGUGGUAAGAACCCAUUCCAAGGUAGACAUAUUCUAUCCAUUAAGCAAUUUAACCGUUCCGAUUUCCACGCUUUGUUUGCUGUUGCUCAAGAAUUAAGAGCUGCUGUCGCCAGAGAAGGUGUUUUAGAUAUCAUGAAGGCUCAUGUCCUAACUACUAUUUUCUAUGAACCUUCUACACGUACUUGUUCUUCAUUCAUUGCUGCUAUGGAACGUCUAGGUGGUAGAGUUGUUAACAUUAAUCCAAAUGUCUCCUCCGUUAAAAAGGGUGAAACCCUACAAGAUACCGUAAGAACAUUGGCUAGUUACACAGAUGCUAUUGUUAUGCGUCAUUCUGAUGAAAUGUCAGUUCAUGUUGCUGCUAAGUACUCUCCAGUUCCAAUUAUUAAUGGUGGUAAUGGUUCUCGUGAACAUCCUACUCAAGCUUUCUUAGAUUUAUUUACUAUUAGAGAAGAAAUCGGUACUGUUAAUGGUAUUACUGUUACAUUUAUGGGUGAUUUGAAACACGGUAGAACUGUCCAUUCCCUAUGUCGUCUACUAAAGCAUUAUCAAGUUAGAAUUAACUUAGUAUCUCCAAGCGAAUUGAGACUACCAGACUCUCUAAAGCAAGAAUUAUACGACGCUAAUAUGUUAGGUGUUGAAAGUCUAGAAUUAACUCCGGAUAUUAUCUCUAAGUCAGAUGUUUUGUACUGUACAAGGGUUCAAGAAGAAAGAUUCAAGGACAAGGCCGAAUACCAACGUUUAAAGGAUGUCUACAUUGUUGAUAACAGAAUUUUAGCCCAUGCAAAGCAAAAUAUGGCUAUUAUGCACCCAUUACCUCGUGUUAACGAAAUUAAAGAGGAAGUUGACUACGACCAUCGUGCCGCUUACUUCAGACAAAUGAAAUAUGGUCUAUAUGUCAGAAUGGCUCUAUUAGCUAUGGUUCUUGGUAUUGAUCCAUGA
This is a messenger RNA of Maudiozyma saulgeensis, 6663 nucleotides long. NCBI's taxonomy places the organism in Eukaryota, Fungi, Ascomycota, Saccharomycetes, Saccharomycetales, Saccharomycetaceae. The record is from the annotation of a GenBank genome assembly.